AUGUCUUGCUACCGAGGUGAAGUCACUGCUGGCCAUCCUGAUUUCCCAGAGGGAAGCGCUGCUGUCUGCAGAGAAGCGUCCGGACCAGUGGACUUGAAUGCGCCUGACAUCAUCUACACUGCAGAAGAUGACAAGGCGAUCAAUCAAUUCCACCGCAACAUCACUUGGAACUUGUGCCAUGAAAUCGAGGUAGAUCAAGGAGUCGUCGACGCUCGACUAAAUGUAUACGGCGUGUCAAACCUGAAGGUCGCAGAUAUGUUCAUCUUGCCGUGGAACGUCAGCACGAAAACGUAUUCGACGACGCUUCUCAUUGGAGAGCGGGUUGCGAUGAUCAUUGCUGAAGACUUGGGUAUCAAUUGCAUUUGAUAUGCAUCUUUCAGGGAUGUAUUAUGGGCAUACGCCAACAAGGCAAACAGCUUGGUCCCCGGCCAGCUGGGAGAGCGGUAUCAAAGAAUUCAAAUAUUUUAUGUAUAGAUCUGCAGACUAUUUAUACAGGUCUCAGUAAAAGCUUUUUGGCAUGUAACAAUUGUUGCCGCGAGAAUCCUGCGUAUGCAAAUGGAAAGGUCUCGACAUCCUUGAAGCCAACCAAA
Molecule: messenger RNA, 590 nt
Organism: Suillus subalutaceus
Lineage: Eukaryota; Fungi; Basidiomycota; Agaricomycetes; Boletales; Suillaceae
Exons: 3
Coding region: 1-366 (121 amino acids)
Molecular function (GO): oxidoreductase activity, acting on CH-OH group of donors
Source: RefSeq, a predicted model, not a curated record